Molecule: messenger RNA, 4222 nt
Organism: Plodia interpunctella (Indianmeal moth)
Lineage: Eukaryota; Metazoa; Arthropoda; Insecta; Lepidoptera; Pyralidae
Gene: mwh
Product: multiple wing hairs
Exons: 12
Coding region: 350-3355 (1001 amino acids)
Biological process (GO): regulation of cell shape; cell migration; cortical actin cytoskeleton organization
Cellular component (GO): cytosol
Molecular function (GO): small GTPase binding; actin filament binding
Source: RefSeq, a predicted model, not a curated record
UCAGUUCUCUAGGUCAUUUCACCGCGAAUAACCGCGCUGCACUGAUGUUCAAUUAAAUGUGGAAUCACAACGAACUUCGAUAUUCGAAAAUAGAUUCACUUUUUUUGUUCGUGAAAAAAAUAACAGUUUUACAUUUUGCGGCCAGUACGAUUUGUGAUAGAUUUAAAGAAAAAUAAACAUUGUUUUCAUUUUCUGUGGACGAGGGAAAUUAGUGCUAGGAAUGCGUUAAGUGAAAUUUGUUAAUUAUGGUGUGAUCGUGUCUUGUUGCAAAGGAAUGUUAUUCUGUUAAAGAUACAGUUACCCUCAAACUGCUGCAGUCAAAAUGGCGGUGUAAUUUGAAACUUGAACAAUGGGUAGCGGGCUCAGCAGCGCCAACAGCAAAAAGUGGCGCAAUCGGGAACCACCGCCACACGCAGAAUCUUCUAGAGUUCUAUUUCUUUUAUAUUUGAUACAUAGAACUUGGAAUGUGGUUGUGGAACACGUUGAUUCUAAGAGCGCCAGGUGGCGCGGCUCCCACACUGUCCCCAGCUCAGGCGAGGGCCUGGCACACAGGUUCGACUCCAUCAGCAUGGCGGACUCCGAGCUGGGCUCCUGUUACUCUUCAUGUAGCUGCAGCUACUGCAGGCUGAGGGAAUGCGCCCAUGAUUGUAUCAGUGAACUGACGCUUCUGGAAGGCAUGGCGAGCUGUGGCGGGUGGAGUGAAGAACCCGUCUCAAAGGAAAAGCAACGUCCUCCCAUAUACAAUGCUGAGGACUACGCGACUUCUCUGAAAAAAUGGGGCAAAAAGAUCAGCGGGACCAAUAUCUACGACCUCGAGAGCCAGGAGGCCAACAAAACCAGGACUUUGCCCGUCAAUGGCAGCAAAGAUUUCAGAAACCCAUGCCUAGGUGUGGGGGAGGAGAUGACACUUCGACAGUUCGGCUCCCCGAGCGAACUGCUCACCAAACUGAGGGCAGAUCUCAGGUUGUCCUUUCCAAGUUUUGUCCAAGAAUUCGCGUGUGAGCCACUAGAUGGCAUAACAUUGUUACUGGAACUACUGAGGAAUGUGCAGCUCAGCCAAUCAGGAGAAGGGGCUAGAGGCCCGCCAGCUGUUAGGAGAAGACCAUUGCUGGAUGAACUGGCUUGUCUCCAAUGCCUGUGGAGUUGUUGCAGCCGCUACCCAGACUGCGUGAGGAGACUCGUGGCUGGUUCCAACGGGGUCUACACGCUUACCGUCUGCAUCAUGUCCACCGUCAACAAGUCCAGGAUUCUGGCUUUGCAGCUCCUCACAAAAGCGUGCUACCCACCAGCCAAUGGACACAGCAUGAUCUCGGAAGCCCUUUCCACUUUACGUCUCCGUUACGGCGAGCCGGUCCGCUUCAGGUUCCUAGUGGGCAUGCUCCAGAGCACCGGCGGUAGUGGAGAUCUUCAGGCUGCUGGCAUGGCUUUCAUCAACGCGCUGCUGAUCAGCGCCCCCACGCCGCAGAGGAAGCUAUAUAUACAGGCGGAGUUGGAGCAAGCAGGAUUCGACCUUAUUACUUUGAAGAAGAUGAUCGUCAAGCUACCCACCGGCAAUGAACAAGUAACAAAGGAGAUAGAGAGUUACGAAAAGCAACUCAUUGAUAUAGACACUCUGAGCGAGAAGGCAAAUGAGGCUCUCAAGGAAAAAGACGAUCUGCGAUAUAAAUUGGACUUGCUGGAAAAGAGAGUAAAGAUACUGCAAGAAGAGAAAGGGAUACUGCUCUCACUAGAAAAAUGUUUAAAAGAGAAGUGCUGCGAGCUCCAAGAAGAAGUAUCUUCGCUGAGAUCUGAACACGGGAAUUCCAAUAGAAAGAAGACGUUUGUCAUUAAGAAAAAAAACUCCGCACAUAGAAACAGAGAUGAAUCAUCCCCACCUGAAGAUGAAGGCAUCAGUUCUUCAGAAAGAUCUCUAAGUCCAGAUGGUGAUCUUCAAAGGGAAUCAAUGGUUUACGAAGUAUUUAAUGUAAAGAAUGAAACAUUUGACUUAAUCAGAAACAAUCGUAAUAUGCACAAAAAAUUGGAGUCCACAAAGAAGUCAGAUCACAAGAAAUCAUCUGAUGAAGAAGAUGAAACUACUAUAGAUGAAGUCAUCCAAGAACUCAGAAAUAUCGUUAAUAAUGCUGAAACUGAGCAAUACAAAAAGGGACAUACUUAUGAUGACCGUUCAUCAAGAUGCAAUCAAACAUCGGAAAUUAAUGUAUCAGUUAAGACAUUAGAAUGUCAAAAGCACAGAGAAGUAGAAAAAGAAGAUUCGGUCACAAGCACCAGACACAGUAUACAAAUAACAAACAGCAGCGACAAUGAUAUUGAUGAUGAAGAGGAAAGUAAAAUUAUACCAUCGAAAAUUUUACCACAUCCGCCAAGAAAAGCGAAGAGUUUAAUUCAUUUGUUCGUGCCACCAUCUGAACAGGGAUUGGUUUACAAGAGGCCUGAAUUUUAUGAUGACAACUUUUACUCCAGUGAUGAAGGUUCAGAUUCUUUAUUAAGCGCCUCUCGUUGCGACAAUGAUGUUAAGAAAGAAUCUGGUUCAAGUUUUGAUUUCCAAGAAUGUAGAAAAAUGUUUAAUUCCCUUGCAGAAAAAGAAAAAGAUGACAAUAGACUGAAACGAUCCAGAACAAGGUCAAGAGAAGAAUCUAGAAGAACUUCUAUCAAGAGAAGCGAGUCUUUCCAAACUUCAGAGAAAGGAACACGCCAGCGCGAAUACAUUGAUAGCAUGUUUUACAAUGAAUCUCCAAAAUCUUACGGGAAGUCAAACUUACAAAGAUCCAACUCAAAAUGCAGUCGUGUAGAUGAAAUAGUGAAUUUGAUAGAAUCCAAGAAGUUAACCAAAAGUUUGGACAGAAUCGACGAAGGACUGAAUUCAAUGGUCGAUAUUGUCAUGUUGACCGAACCGAAGAAAUCUAUGUGGCCUUAUGAAAGAAGGCAAAGGUCUUGUUCAAGAGCGAACAGUGAUGCUGGUAAAGAGACUCCAUUAGUGCCCAUUACUAGAUCAAAUAGUAGGCUAAACAAUUUCACACAAAAGUUUGACUUUCGAUCAAAAAAUAAGGAAGAAAAUAAAACAGACAGUCCCACUCAGCAAAAAUUUUAUUUGCCUCAUCCGAAACUAAGCACUGGCUCUUAUGAUAACCAUGCUUCUUCCUACACCAAUUCUUCGUUUAUUGUGAAACGUGGUCACAGCAAUGCAGGAUUUUAUUCUGGAACACACAUGUUGAGAGAUGCUCCCGCAAGCAUGACUAGUCUUGUCAUGAAUGGAACACACAGUCACGGUGAUUUGAAGAGAAAUUUAUCUCCAAUUGGUACUUCUAAUAACUUUGGACUACAUAAAGUCACCGAUAUGCCUUCUGGACUAUACUGAUGAUUCUACUCAAGUUUUAAAUAAUCAAAACCAACGACUAAUUUUAGGGUUUGUGUACCUUAUCACUUCGACUAGUGCAAUAUUAUCUAUUAUUAUAAUACUAGUAUCAAAUUAUACUAUAUCCAGUUUAUGAAAAGGUUAAUCAAAUGGAUUGGUAGCAACACGUAUUUUGGAUAGACGCGUGAAAUUUAUUUAACUUUUUGUAAACUGGUGUAGGAGACAAAUUAAAUUAAUUUAAGGUCUUACGAAUUGUUGAUCUUGUAUCUUGGUAAUUUUGUUUGUAAGCAAAAUUGGCUUAAGAUCGCGAUUAAGUUUUGAUUGCUGCCAGAUUUUGUUUUUUUUUUUUUCAUAAUAUUCAACUUAUAUGAUUUAUUUUGUUAUUAUGUUCUUUACAACUCACCUUGUGUGAAUCUGAAAUCUUAUUUUUCCAGACCCCUUUUCAACUUAGUUGGUAACUUUAGAUUUAUUAUCUAAAUUAUCUAAAUUAUUAUUUUUUUCCUAAUUUUAUUUUUUAACUUUUUAUCAAGAAGGGUGCCACGUUCACAUAAUUUUUUUUAACUUUUCAAUAUAACGUAUGUACUAUACUAUAUGUGUUUUAUAUUAAUUCUAUUUUCAUAAUUGCAUAUUUUAAUAGUACGUACCAAAGUUGUUCUUUACACAUAAAUUUUUUGAUAAAAAAAUAAGUAUUCAAAAAAAAUUUAAAAAAAUAGGUAGGUACUUGCUUUAUUUUUAAAAUAAUCGGAGGCAAUGUUGUUUUGAUAGUACUUUUAUAGAGUUCUGUAAAUAUAGCACGUAUUCUCGUAGCAUUAAACUUUACUUACUCAAUAAAGAAAAUAUUUUUGGAUAAAUCAUACUCGAUUAUAAAAA